Messenger RNA from Oryza sativa Japonica Group (Japanese rice), 1975 nucleotides. Its product is annotated as CBS domain-containing protein CBSX6. The record is from RefSeq and is a predicted model, not a curated record. Gene Ontology annotation, cellular component: cytoplasm; nucleus. NCBI's taxonomy places the organism in Eukaryota, Viridiplantae, Streptophyta, Magnoliopsida, Poales, Poaceae.
GGCCCACUUCCACCUUUUCCUAUUUCUCCUCUCCGUUCUCUCCGGGUUCUUCGUCGCCUCCAUCCACAUCGUCGUCGCCACCACCCACGCCAACCUCGCAUCUCUCUCUCACCUCUGCUCCAAUCGCUCGCUGAUCCCCCCCCCCCCCUCCCCCCCUCCGACCAGACACAGCCGAGCUCAGGCGACGACGCCCCCGCCUUUAAUGGGCUUUCCCUCCCACCGACAUGGCCGGCGAUCCCCACACCCGCGCCGCCCCCGGUGACCUCUCCUCCUCCUCCUUCUCCUUCUCCCCCUCCCCUUCCGCCGCCGCGGUUGCGCUUGGAGUUGGGGGUGGCCUCGGCCUCGGCCCCUCUAGGCUCCUCCUCCACCUCCUCCUCCUCCACUCCCUCUUAUAGCCCACCGCCACCGGCCGCCGCGCGCCCAUGGCCGCCGUGUUCUUCCACCAUGUUGUCGGCGACCUCACCGUCGGGAAGCCCGAGGUCGUGGAGCUGCACGACACCGACACGCUCGACGCCGCCGCGCGGGCCAUCGCGGCCAGCCCCGAGGGCGCCGUGCCCGUGUGGCGGCCCCGGGCGGCGCCCGACGAGCCGCCGUCGGGCGCCAGGUUCCUCGGGAUGAUCUCCGCGCUCGACAUCGCCACGUUCGUGGCCGCUUCCGGCGUCGGUGACCGGGCCAUGGCCGCCGUGGUCGGGGAGGUCGUGCAGCCCAACCCUGGCCUGCUCCGGGAGGUCGAUCCAGGCACGAGGUUGAUCGACGCACUUGAUUUGAUGAAGCAAGGAGUGAAGCGCUUCCUUGUUCGAAAAAAUGGCGCCUGGAGAGGCAUCUCCAAGAGGUUUUCAGUGCUUUACAACGGGAAGUGGCUGAAGAAUAUGGAAGCAACAUCUCCAACCUCAGCUAGCAGCAGUAGAGAGCUUUCCUCCUCUACCAGUUCCACCUACAAGUUCUGCUGCCUCUCAAGGGAAGACAUUCUCCGGUUCCUUAUUGGAUGCCUCGGUGCCCUUGCGCCCAUUCCACUGUCUCCAAUCUCUUCCCUUGGAGCCAUCAAUCCACAUUACUGUCAUGUUGAUGCAUCUGUCCCAGCCAUGGAAGCAAUUCAGAAGGUCCCUCCAGAUCCAAGUGCCGUAGCUGUAGUCGAGACUACACCAGAUGGAACUCGCAAGAUAUUAGGAGAUAUCUCUGCCUACAAGCUGUGGAAAUGUGACUAUGUUGCGGCUGCAUGGGCACUGAUAAACCUAUCGGCGGGGCAGUUUGUCAUUGGUGCCGACGAUAACGAAUCAACACCGAUCUCAGCCAUCCCAGUGCCUCCCAUCAGCUCAUCACUAGUGGAAGAGAUCGGACCUGGGCGCUCACCCAGGGCAAAGAAGUUCAGCAGCAGGAGCAUCGGGUUCCUGAACAGCCAGGCGCACCAGAUGGCGUUCGGUCGAAUGAGGAGCAUGUACCGCGGGAGGAGCGCGCCGCUGAUGUGCAAGAGCACGAGCUCACUCGCAGCGGUCAUGGCGCAGAUGCUGUCCCACCGUGCCACGCAUGUGUGGGUGACGGACGCGGAGUCGGAGGAGGAUGGCGUGCUCGUCGGCGUCGUGGGGUACACCGACAUCUUCAACGCGGUCACCAAGAGCGUUUAUCCGGCAGCAUCUUGAAUCUCUGGAUGCUUGAUCCGUACCGUUUGCUCCGUUGGUGGUUCCUUGGUUGGCCCUAGUGCGUGCCGUGAACUGUACACUGCGCCUGGUUGGUUCUUUUUUGUCUUUCGAGAGUUGGGGAGUUUUUUGUCCGCAUGAGACUGAAACUGAAGGGUAUAUUGUGAAUUCCUUGUGGAUCGGUGCUACUAUGGCAGACUCAGGCUUGUGCUUUGGUACGGUGGAAUGAUAGUCUACUCAUUCGUAUAUGUAUAAUGUAUCGUUUCUCUGUGCUCCCUUACCAAUGGCCCAAUGGGAUCAGAGAUGGGGUAAUUAACCCAGCAGCUGCCAUUUCUUGUCAA